UUCAAUAGUUUGCUGAAGCUCCACUGGCAUGUUUUCAUUGAUGCAACCCUACAAGCAGCAAAGGCCUUUUCUGCUUACACUCAUUCAAGCUGACAACUAAUCCAGGAUGGACCAUGGAGACCGAGGAAUGGGUGUCUCUCACCUCCGCUAUGGGGAGCAGGAGGACCAUCAGUCCAUCUACAUUGGUGUCCCAGUGUCUCGAGGAUACCGACGCAAACGCAGGCGAAGGCGCUCCAGUCGUGAGGCUGCUGACAUGGACAGGGACAGACACUACAACCACCACAGACACCAAGAGCACGACAACUACAGAGACAUAGACAUAGAAGAAGGACUUAUGGAUUCAAAUGAGCAGAGCCUCCAAGACAUCAACCGCACAAUGUCUCCAGCGGCGGAGCGGCUACGUUACAUCCUGAGUGAAGAUGAUGACAUGCCCACGCCGACGCUCUUCACUGAGAUGGACACUCUGCAGCGGGAAGGAGACGAGCUGGAGUGGAAGGAGUCUGCCAGGUGGGUGAAGUUCGAAGAGAAGGUGGAAGAGGGAGGAGAAAGAUGGAGUAAACCACACGUGUCCACGCUGUCCCUGCAUAGUCUUUUUGAGCUCAGGACGUGUCUCCAGACAGGAACGGUGUUGCUGGACCUGGAAGGCUACUCACUGCCUCAGAUAAUCGAUGACAUCAUUGAGAGACAGAUAGAGGAAGGCAUGAUAUCUCCUGAGCUAAGAGAGAAGAUCAGUUUCGUCCUGCUGAGGAAACAUCGACACCAGACCAAGAAGCCAAUCCACCGCUCGCUGGCCGACAUCGGCAAGUCCAGCUCUUCUACCAGUCGUAAUGCAGGGUCCCGAGGUGCUGCGGGUCCAGGGCCGGGUAUGGGGCCGAUGACCAACUUCAACCGAUCCACAGAGGACCUCCGAGUGAAACAGCAGUCUGCCAGUUAUGGUCGCCUGCGUCACGCCCAGAGUCGGAGUAUGAAUGAUAUUGCAGAUACUCCCAGCACAGACCAGCUGAAAAAUAAAUUCAUGAAGAAAAUCCCCAGAGAUGCAGAGGCAUCAAACGUCUUGGUGGGCGAAGUGGAUUUCCUUAACAAACCCUUCGUAGCCUUUGUCCGCCUGGCUCAGGCUACAACACUAGGAGGUCUUACUGAGGUCCCUGUCCCCACCAGAUUCCUGUUUAUUCUCUUGGGACCCCAAGGAAAGGCCAGGUCCUACAAUGAGAUCGGUCGAGCCAUAGCAACCCUAAUGGUGGAUGAUCUUUUCAGUGAUGUAGCCUACAAGGCCAGAGAUCGUGAGGACCUCAUCGCGGGCAUAGAUGAGUUUUUGGAUGAGGUCAUUGUGCUGCCACCUGGAGAAUGGGAUCCCAAAAUCCGCAUUGAACCGCCCAAGAAAGUCACCUCAGCUGACAAAAGGAAGUCAGUGUUUUCCUUAAAUGAGCUGGGACAGAUGAACGGUACAGCUGGAGGAGGAGGAGGCCUGGCUGAGGACGAGGAGAUGCCAGCACAACAUGAGCUCGGAGAGGAGCUGGCAUUCACUGGACGCUUUUGUGGCGGUCUUUACCUGGACAUAAAGCGAAAACUGCCAUGGCUGCCAAGUGAUUUCUAUGAGGGUUUCCACAUUCAGUCCAUCUCUGCAGUGCUCUUCAUCUACUUGGGCUGCAUCACCAACGCCAUCACCUUCGGUGGACUACUGGGAGACGCUACCGACAACUACCAGGGUGUGAUGGAGAGUUUCCUGGGUACAGCUCUUGCUGGCUCUGUCUUCUGUUUCUUCAGCGGUCAGCCCCUCAUCAUCCUCAGCUCCACUGGACCCAUCCUCAUCUUUGAAAAGCUCCUGUUUGAAUUCAGCAAAAACAACGGCAUAGAUUACUUGGAGCUGCGUCUGUGGAUCGGCAUGCACUCCUGCCUGCAGUGUUUCAUCCUGGUAGCUACGGAUGCCAGUUACAUCAUUAAAUACAUGACACGCUUCACAGAGGAGGGCUUCUCCAGCCUCAUCUCCUUCAUCUUUAUCUCUGACGCCAUCAAGAAGAUGGUGGGCUCCUUCAAGUAUUACCCCAUCAACACCGACUUUAAGCCCGACUACGUCACCACCUACAAGUGCGAAUGCUUGGCCCCAGAUCCGAUUCCAAUGCCAGAUAACAGCUCUAGUGUCUCUGGGUUAAAUGUGACAGGUCUGGACUGGAGUCAGCUGAGCAAGAAGGAGUGUAUCAAGUAUGGAGGCUCUUUGGUGGGCAAGUCCUGCAAGUUUGUCCCCGAUCUGGCCCUCAUGUCCUUCAUCCUCUUCUUUGGCACCUAUUCCAUGACCGUCUCCCUCAAGAAGUUCAAGUUCAGCCGCUAUUUCCCCACCAAGUUGAGGAAACUCAUCAGUGACUUCUCUAUCUUCAUGUCCAUCAUGACGUUCGUGGGGCUCGACAUGUUGAUGGGACUCAAAACUCCCAAGCUAAUUGUCCCCACAGAAUUUAAGCCAACUCGGCCAGAUCGUGGGUGGCUGGUGAUGCCAUUUGGUAAGAACCCAUGGUGGGUUUAUGUGGCCAGCUUUGUCCCUGCCCUCCUCGUCACUAUCCUCAUCUUCAUGGACCAGCAGAUCAGCGCCGUCAUUGUUAACCGCAAGGAGAACAAACUCAAGAAAGGCUGUGGCUAUCACCUGGAUCUGUUCUGGGUGGGUGUCCUGAUGGCUGCCUGCUCCUUCAUGGGCCUGCCCUGGUAUGUCGCAGCCACCGUCAUCUCCAUCGCCCACAUCGAUUCCCUCAAGAUGGAGAGUGCGUCGAGCGCUCCUGGAGAGCAGCCUCAGUUCCUCGGGGUCAGAGAACAAAGAAUGACAGGCAUUCUGGUGUUUGCCCUCACUGGAGUCUCCAUCUUCCUCGCUCCAAUACUUAAGUUCAUCCCCAUGCCUGUGCUGUACGGUGUCUUCCUCUACAUGGGCGUAGCUUCCCUCAGUGGAAUCCAGUUCUGGGACAGGAUUAAGCUGUACAUGAUGCCAUCUAAGCACCAGCCCGAUUUCUCCUACCUUCGUCAUGUUCCUCUGAGGAGGGUACACUUGUUCACACUGAUCCAGAUCGCAUGUCUGGCUGUGCUCUGGACCCUCAAAUCCACCUUCUUGGCCAUCAUCUUCCCCGUUAUGAUCCUGGGUCUGAUGGUCGUCCGAAAAAUGCUGGACAUGGUCUUCUCCCAGCACGACCUGGCCUGGCUGGACGACCUUCUUCCUGAGAAAGAGAAAAAGAAGAAAGAUGAUGAUAAGAAGAAGGGGAAGGAGAAGGAGAAGAAGAAGCCCAAACAAGACGACAGCGAGGAGGAGGACAAAUGCCACUCCUACUCCAACCACUCACCCAGCCCAGAGUCCGACUUGGAUCGCAGCAUCACCCUCCACCUGAAGAUCUCCUGCCCGUCGUCUCCGGCCAUGCCUAUGGGCCGAGGGAUGGCCUGCCCCGUGCCCCAGGUCAAGAUUGAGAUGGAGUCAGACUACGACUCGGACAUCGACCACCACCGCCCUCGAGACAUGAGCAGUGAGACCACAUUAUAAAGCUGAGACUCCUGUCGACAGAGCAACGCACAACAUAGUGUGGGCAAACUACUCGAUGCAGCCAGUGCUGACCCACGGACAGUACAAGGUGGCACAGACUGACGGCUGUGAGCACACUGACACCUGAACAGAAUGGCU
Messenger RNA from Epinephelus moara (kelp grouper), 3646 nucleotides. RefSeq names its product solute carrier family 4 member 5a (gene slc4a5a). The record is from RefSeq and is a predicted model, not a curated record. The coding region runs from base 107 to 3508 and encodes 1133 amino acids. NCBI's taxonomy places the organism in Eukaryota, Metazoa, Chordata, Actinopteri, Perciformes, Serranidae. Gene Ontology annotation, cellular component: plasma membrane. Gene Ontology annotation, molecular function: solute:inorganic anion antiporter activity; monoatomic anion transmembrane transporter activity; sodium:bicarbonate symporter activity. Gene Ontology annotation, biological process: monoatomic anion transport; transmembrane transport; bicarbonate transport. The transcript has 26 exons.